GGUUACUGUCAGGUCAUUAAGUCAUUAAAUAGUGAAUCAGAAGCACAGUCACGUUUAUUUCCCAGGUAACCCCUGCUGGUGGCUAUUCCUCUGAUUUCUACCUCAUGUUUUCUUCAAAAGGGCUAUGUUAUGAAAUGAAAACACAUGGUCCGGAAAUAGGUUUUAGUUUAGACUUUAAGGUUAAGGUACUGUGUGGGACCCUCUGAAUAAUGUCACUAGUAGCAUCAUCACCAGAUAAAGUGAAUGUGCUGUAAGUGCCUGAGUGUCAUUUGCGAUCAAGAGAACGCGCUCCUGUGCGCUCGCCUGCGCACUUCAGUGUCACUGGCGCUCCGUGCGCUGACAGCCUGCUGCCGCUGCUGCUGCUGGACGGCAACUAUGGAGGAGAAACAGAAGGAUGAGAGCGCCAAAGAUCCGCAGUCAACGUCCUACCAGAGAAGGAUGUGGAGGAAUUUCCAAGAGAAGACCAAACCGUUCUUGAGCCCCAAACUGGGGUCCGAACGACGCAGCAGCGGGGAUGCUAAAAAAGAAAGCGGCUUGUGGAUGUUUAAAAGAAAGAAGAAACAGGUCCUGGACCGGGUCUUCUCGUCCUCGCAGCCUAAUCUGUGCUGCUCAACUCCGCCGUCUUUCGUGGGCGACAGGACCCUGUGCGAGCAGCCGGACUCUAGCGCCGGUAAAGGGCUCGGGAUCUCACCGCUGGCCGUUGCUGAGGGAGCAUCAGUCAGUAAACCGGAGAUUUCCGUAUCCGCGCAUGGGAGCCCGAAGCUGUUGGUGUCUCAUCUGGUGAUGUCCCAGCAGAAGAGCUCGUCCUUGGGCUCGACGUGCUUCGAGAAGCUGGUGGUGGAUUCGGCAGCAUCCAGUGAGGAUGAGCUGGCUAAAAACGCCAGUGACCUGGGCAUCAAUAUUGUGGAGCCAAGUAAUGAAGAACAUCCUCCCCCGUCAAAGCCAGGAAUGUAUCAACUGGACAUUGUGCUGAAGAAGGGCAAUAAUCUGGCCAUCAGGGACAGGGGAGGGACCAGUGACCCAUAUGUGAAGUUUAAGAUCGCAGGGAAAGAGGUUUUCCGCAGCAAAACAAUCCACAAAAACCUGAACCCAGUAUGGGAUGAGAAAGUCAGUCUGUUGGUGGAGAGUUUGAGAGAGCCGCUCUAUGUGAAGGUCUUUGACUAUGACUUUGGGCUGCAGGAUGACUUUAUGGGCUCUGCAUAUCUCUAUUUAGAGUCCCUGGAACACCAAAGGACUUUGGAUGUGACCCUUAACCUCAAAGAUCCCCACUAUCCCAAUCAUGACCUGGGUUCACUGGAACUGGCAGUCACACUUAUUCCAAAAGAGGGAGACUUCAGGGAAGCAACCAUGCUUAUGAGAAGGAGCUGGAAACGAUCCAGUAAGCAUCAGAGUCUGAGGUUAUCAGACGUUCACAGGAAGGCUCAGCUGUGGAGAGGCAUCGUUAGCAUCAGUCUCAUCGAGGCCCGUGACCUCCAACCUAUGGACGCCAAUGGCCUUAGUGACCCUUAUGUCAAAUUCAGAAUGGGACAUCAAAAGUACAAAAGUAAGACAAUACCAAAAACACUAAACCCCCAGUGGAGAGAGCAGUUUGACUUUCACCUGUAUGAUGAACAGGGUGGUUUCAUUGACAUCACCAUCUGGGACAAAGAUGCAGGGAAGAAAGAUGACUUUAUGGGCAGGUGCCAGGUGGACCUCUCUGUUCUCUCAAAGGAGUGCACACACAGACUGGAUCUGCCUCUGGAGGAGGGUGAGGGUACACUGGUACUGCUGGUCACACUCACAGCCUCUGCUGCUGUCUCCAUCGCUGACCUGUCCGUCAACGUAUUGGAUGACCCCCAUGAGAGGAAGGAGAUUCUCCAUAGAUACAGUCUGCUUAGAUCUUUUCACAAUAUUAAAGACGUGGGCAUGGUGCAGGUGAAGGUGAUCCGAGCGGAGGGGCUGAUGGCAGCUGAUGUUACAGGCAAGAGUGACCCCUUCUGUGUAGUGGAGCUCAGCAACGAUCGGUUACAGACGCACACCGUGUACAAAAACCUCAACCCAGAGUGGAACAAAGUCUUCACGUUCAAUGUGAAAGACAUCCACUCGGUCUUAGAGGUGACCGUCUAUGACGAAGACAGAGACCGAAGUGCCGACUUCUUGGGCAAAGUGGCGAUACCGUUGUUAAAUAUCCAAAAUGGAGAACGCAAAGCUUACGCCUUGAAAAGCAAGGAACUGACAGGGCCAACCAAAGGGGUCAUCUUUCUCGAAAUAGACGUGAUUUAUAACGUUGUAAAAGCCGGCUUGAGAACUUUGAUUCCCAUCGAGCAGAAAUACAUCGAAGAGGAGCCGCGAGUGUCCAAACAGCUGCUGCUGCAGAACUUCAACAGAGUGAGGCGCUGUAUCAUGUUCCUGAUCAAUGCUGGCUGCUAUAUCAACAGCUGCUUUGAGUGGGAGUCUCCUCAGAGGAGCAUCUGUGCCUUUCUGCUUUUCGUUGUGGUCGUGUGGAAUUUCGAGCUCUAUAUGGUCCCGCUGGUUCUUUUGAUGCUGCUGGCCUGGAACUACGUUCUCAUUGCUUCAGGGAAGGACACGAGACAGGGAGAUGUGCAAGCUGUGGAGGAUUUGCUGGAGGACGAGGAGGAAGACUUUGACAGAGAUGACAAGGUGCCGGGCUCAGUCCCCUCCCAGGAUGGCCGGCUGCCGGAAAGCCAUAUCCUUGCGGAUAUUUUGGCUUCCUGGCACUUUGAGUGGAUACGCGUGAUGGUGGACUCAGAGAGAAAGGGUUUCAUGAAUAAGCUGUAUGCCAUUCAGGAUGUGUGUAUCAGUGUGCAGAAUGCUCUGGAUGAAGUGGCCUCCUAUGGUGAGAGGAUAAAGAAUACUUUCAACUGGACCGUGCCUUUCCUCAGCUGGCUGGCCAUAGUUGCCCUGUGUGCAGCCACUCUUGUGGUGUACUUCAUUCCUCUCAGAUACAUCGUACUGGCCUGGGGGGUGAACAAGUUCACCAAAAAACUGCGAGACCCAUACAGCAUCGACAACAACGAGCUGUUGGACUUCUUGUCCAGAAUGCCCUCAGACGUUCAAGUGGUGCAGUACCGAGAGCUGAAAGUGGAGCCCAGUCACAGCCCAAACAAAAGAAAGAAAAACAACCCAGUAUAGCUGCUCUCCUCACACGGAUGCUCUCCCAACGCCAAGGAGAAGGAGAGGACUGACCGAAACCAGCCUCUUUAUGUCUAUCUUCCUCACUCUUUCUCUCUCUGUUUCAACUGCCGCGCGGAGAGCUAAAGAGCGCGGUCAAAGUGAAAACGGGACCAUUGUUAAUUACCAUCCGUCCUUUUUGGGUUUAUUUUUGUGAGCGGCGAAAGCUCUUGACCCCUUUUAGAGUCAAACAGUCUGGGUUAUUUGUCAACGCUCGCCACUAGCCAGACAGCUCUAAAAGCCAAGGUGUCCUUCCACGGCAGCAAAGGGAGCCGCUCUAACCGCAAAUAGCAGGAUCAGCUGAUAAUACGCCCACCUGUGCCGACACAACCUCGCCUCUACAGAAGGGAAAACGACGGUGGUUAAGUUGCAGUUUGCACCCUAUAAUUUGCGCGGCACAGUAACUGCCAUAUCUAAAGCUAUCCGCAGCUGUCGAGCAGCAGUUAUCCGAGUCGACAGCUGAGCCCGUUACCGUCCGAUUUAUGGCUGUAACUAAAGUGCUCGUGGAAACGACUCCAAAAACGCCCAGUGCCAGUGAGGUUUGCGAUCUUUACGUCAUUUUGAUGUUCUUUUAACGGUAUGAAUGAUGCAUGCUGCCAUUGUUUAUUGUAAACCUUCUUCGACCAAUAGAGGCCUCGUAGUGGGGAUUGAGGUGUUUACGUACCCUUGCAUCAUUCCCUCUUCAUCCUCUGCUCCCAAAGCUCCACGCAGUGCCACUCCGCUAAUAAAGAUGUCAGUUUUGGCCACCACUUCUCAUUUGAAAGUCACGUUCCCGUGUGCCGCAACCCUACCUUGGGCGCCAGCUCAAACUUUGAUUUCUGAAGGCCGAGCGCUGAGGCCGAAAUCUUCUGAAAAAUCCCAGACUUGAAGGGCGAAUGUCUGUGUGUGUUUUCAUUGCUGUGGAUUGGCUGCUUGACAAGAAGUCGAUAGCCUGUGACAGGCUGCUUUAGGGCCUCGGGGGGUACCGGAGGGCAGAGGUUUACUGAUGCCGCAGAAGAGGAAAAAGGAGGAUGCGGGCUGCUUUUCCGGCGCUCCUCCUGUCAUUCGGGUUUCUCUCCCUCUGUCAUUUCCUCCGCUUCAUCCAUCCGCUUGCGAGGGAGGUCACGGACGGGUCCGCGGGGCGCUCUUGAGGGACCUCGGCGUCGCGAGCGAUGAAAGAUCACAGCGCGGGCUACAUCAGAAAGGACGCUAGCCCCGUCCCACCGCCUCCCUCCUGACUUCUCAUUUGCCGUAUCGCAUCUAUCAUAUGGAAAGACCAUUGAUUUGUCGGAGGGAAUUCCAUUACAAAGACAACACAAUCCCCACUGAGCGGGACACGGACGGUACUUCAGUGACUAAAGUGCUAUAAAAAACACACACGUAGAUGAUUUGAACAGCAGAAAGGGUAGUUUUCUAAGCCUGAAUGUGUUUCUAUGUACUGUACGUGUUGAUUUAAGUUGUUCGGUGGGUUUAUCGUGAAUGGUUUUUGCAUCCCAAAAGCUUUUUGUUUCGUACAAGUGCACAUGCUAUGUUUGCAAGCAAACCAAAGUGGAUCUUUUUUUUUUUUUGAAAUAUAUAAAGAGAGACAACUAUGUAGAAUGUAUCUAUUUAGUGGAAAAGGGAUAAAGGCACUUUCAUUUAUACCAGAUUUAUAAAUUAUUUAUUUAACAUAAAUGUUCAUUUUUUGUAAAUAUUCUUAUUGUAAAAAAACAAACAGAUGAAAAGCAGAAUACAUGUGGUCAGAGAAUAUAUGUGAUCAGUUUAUGAAAUUGUAAUGUGUCUGUGUGUCAUUUUAAAACCUGUUGCCUGUGAUGUCAUACUGCUGCCUGUGAUUGGCUGAAACACAGUUGGCAGAAUCGUGACAAAAUUUAAACUGAAAUAUGAACUAUGAAGAAUCAUAAUUUGUCAUUACUUUUAAAGAUGUUUCGUUUCUUUUUUAUAUAAUUAUUGCUUGCGUUCAUCAAUAAAAACAAUUCAAAGCAUGUA
Messenger RNA from Labeo rohita (rohu), 5136 nucleotides. RefSeq names its product multiple C2 domains, transmembrane 1a (gene mctp1a). The transcript has 22 exons. Gene Ontology annotation, biological process: regulation of neurotransmitter secretion. Gene Ontology annotation, molecular function: calcium ion binding. The record is from RefSeq and is a predicted model, not a curated record. Gene Ontology annotation, cellular component: synaptic vesicle membrane. Bases 244 to 3132 code for a protein of 962 amino acids. Lineage: Eukaryota; Metazoa; Chordata; Actinopteri; Cypriniformes; Cyprinidae.